GUGGUGUAUUAAACAAUGCACAUUGUAUAGAUCUGUUCAACGCGGAUUAUUGAUUUAAAGGUUUUUAAAUCCCUUAAUACACUAUUUCAAUCACUUUCAAAAGUACAAUAGCGCACAUAAUGCCUUUAUCGGAUAUGUUCGUAACUGUUGAAAGAUUAAAUAACACUUUAAUAUAUGUACAAUAUUAGAAACUUGGAUUGAUAUCAGUGAUUUAAACAUUAAAUGUCAACUAUAAACGGGAGUGGAAAUUAAAAAUAUUUUGAAAAAUAAAUAAACAGACGUAUUAAUCUGAAGAAAACUGUAUAAAUAAAACAACAGUGAAACUUUUCAAAAACAGGAUAAUUUAGUUUCUUUGUGUAAUAUACUUAGAUAAAAAAAAAAGAGAAAAAAAUAAAAGAAAAAUUUCAUUGCGUCAAGGUUUUUUAGCAAAUAAUGGGAGAGUUCAAGACAUCAUUCAAUUCAAUCCUUAGCAGGGAUUUAAAACACAUUUACAGUGGCUUCCCGCAGGUUCUCAAAUACAGGCAUUCUGCGCCGUAUCCAACACAAGAACAACUCAAGCUCAAGGAAGAGAAUAACCAUCUGAAAACAUAUGUUCUCAAAUCUUCCGAGUUUGUUCCAGAAUACAGUUGUCUCAUACCACGUGCGCCAGCCUUCCGGAUUCUUUCCCGCCAUGAGGUUGAUGGGGUCGUUACUCGCCUGACAACUCCCACAAUAGCAAGCAGAGGUAUUUCCUUAACAAGUGAUAAAACAAUGAGAGAAGAAAAAGAGAAAUCGCACUCAAAAUAUCUCGGACUUCAGAAGAUUGAUGAACGUGAACAGACAAUGCUUACAGAGAGGAUGACGCGACCAACCCAGUCUUCGCGCAUGCGUGAAUACCAGACUAGGCGACAGCUGACGCAAAUAGGAUAACUGUUGACACGGAUUUUUCCUGUUCAAAUUACCGAGACAGUAUUAUUUUACCAUGUAUUUACAUUGCUAUUGUUGUUGUUGUCCUUUUUAAAUGAAAUGUUAAAAACAUUGUGUGGUUGCGUUUAGUAGAAGCCAUCAAAGAAAUUUGUUUACUGUUUUGCGAACGUCUUUCACAAGGUAGUUAAAUGUUAAAAUCGAAACUAUUUAUGACAAUGUCUUGUUAAGGAUAUAACUUCAGUUCGAACAAUAAAACAAGAUACGCUUCUUG
Messenger RNA from Mercenaria mercenaria, 1177 nucleotides. RefSeq lists its product as uncharacterized. Bases 433 to 909 code for a protein of 158 amino acids. Lineage: Eukaryota; Metazoa; Mollusca; Bivalvia; Venerida; Veneridae. The record is from RefSeq and is a predicted model, not a curated record. The transcript has 3 exons.